Messenger RNA from Pecten maximus, 3280 nucleotides. Its product is annotated as F-box only protein 15-like. The record is from RefSeq and is a predicted model, not a curated record. Lineage: Eukaryota; Metazoa; Mollusca; Bivalvia; Pectinida; Pectinidae. Bases 84 to 1577 code for a protein of 497 amino acids. The transcript is spliced from 15 exons. Gene Ontology annotation, molecular function: protein binding.
UAUGGCCGUGUGGUAUACCUGCCAAUAACAUACUUGUCGAUACAUUUUCUAUAUCUUGUCCAGUGGCUCGUUAUGUCUAUACAAUGAGUCAUCACAAAAAUCUUAUGUUAAACUAUUUAUCAAGUCACAAGUCUACACCACCCAGUUCAGGAGAUCAGAGGACAAGAAAAACACCAAUUAGUGAUGAUAGUUCCAGUAAAAGGAAACCAGCUAAUCAUACUCGCCAUGGGACUCAAUCUUCAUCAAAGCAUUCCACAAGGAUGUCACAAAGAAAGGCAACUAUUCAUGAGAUUCCAGAUGAAGUUCUUCUGAAAGUAUUCAGUUUCUUUGGUGCCCAAGACUUGAUUCUAGUAUCGCAAGUCUGUCAGCGAUGGAGGAACUUGGGCAAUGACAACUCGCUAUGGAGGCCUAUUUACUUGAAGUAUGCUCCAAAAAGUGAAGUUGAAGCAUCCAGGGCUGGCAGUAUAACUUCAGUGUCUCAACUCAAGACAACUUGCAUCAGGAGAUGUGUUGAACAAAGGAACAAGAGAGUGUUCAGAAAUUUGAGAAAGAAAAGUCCAUACACAGGCAUUGUCCAACAGCGAGAUGUUGAGAAGGCCUUGAUAGACUCGUGUGUAUUCUGGCAGCUUGCUUUGGUGGAUGCUAGUGACAAUGAAGUGUGUAUACAGAGUGAUGAUGUGUCCGUCCACACAAUGGCCGCCUCUGUCCGAUGGUACAGUUUCAAUGGCCAGUCUCUACAGUCCACUAAAUCCCUCAGAAUCUACUCAUGUAAUCCUAUUUUCUUUGACUCAAAGAAAGGCUGCGCUGUUAAAGACAGUCCCUACCAGAGAUCACUACUAAUGACCUUUCCUCUGAAAUGGAGUUCAUGGGUCAGCACCAACAAACCUAUGGGGGACAAUGACACCAUCAACAUAUACUGUCUCCCUCGGGGAUUAUCUAUAGCAGUGUGGAAGGAUGGAGGAGAAGUGGCAUUUGUUUGUGUUGGUUUACACCUACAUCACUUGGUGGACAGAUGUUUGAGAGGGAACUCAAUAGAACCUUUCUGUCCACCGGUACCUCCUGUUAUAACUGAUGAUAUUGAUUCUAAUUUUGGUCUCCAUGGUUACAACUGCACUGUUCAGCUGAGGACGAUGAAGCAGCAGAUUUGGGACCAACAGUUCAGAAGUCUCAACUGUCGUAGUAAUACUGGUGGUGGGUAUGCCCAGUUCGUUCUGAUAGAACCUCACGAACGUCAGAUCAUAAACAAAGCGAUUGUUUUCCCGUGGAAAACAGAGGCUUUCAAAGGGAAAGUACAGAAUACAUGCUGGCUGGACAUCACUGUUAUAGAUGAGACGGGAGAUGUAUUCUGGACAGCUAGUUCCCUGGUGUGUUCCAAGGCAGCCCAUAGAGCUGGAGUAAGCUCUCUAGACUUUGAUUACUGUGAUGAUAAUUCUCGCUCCAUUGACUUCAUCGAUGAGGUUGGGAAGUUUCACAUGGAGUUCAGUGAGACAGAUGACCAGGAUAUCUACAUCACUCAAGCAGUACUCGGCCUCACCUUAAAAGCAAUAAACACACGAUUUAGUUCCAGCUACAGGUGACAGCUCUAUAUAUGGAUGUCCUGCUACAUCAGCCCCCUGGAUCAGUAAAGACAUUACAGCCUGUAUGAGGUCCCCCUGUCUGUGAGAGGUCAAUGUGAUUUCAUAAUUCAGCUACCAAGACUGAUGUUCUUAAUCAUUGAUUGUAUGUGAUACAUAUUUCCCUUGGUGCAAUCAGUACAAGUCAAGGAACUGCUACUGGUAUCUCAAUCAUUGACUAUACAAGGUCCAUAGCUUUCUUGGAGAGAUUAGUGUUUGAGCUAACAGGCCAGCUAUAGAAGUCAAUUCUUCAUCAGAAAGUUUUGAGGUCUCUCCCUAGGAGUCACAUCGGUGCAGGGUCAAACCUAGUUACUGAAACUAAUAUCUGAAUGACCAACUGUGUGAAGUCCUGCCCUUGCAGUCUCCAGUAUAUAAGCUUACAGGCCAAUUCGUCUUCAAAAUCCAGCUACAUUAAUUGUUGACUGUAUUUAUUAUCUCCCUUCAACAAACAUGUUGAAGCCGGUCUAUCCUUGAAGUGGAAGUAUAUGGUCCAGCAACUGAGACUAAUAUAUGAACCAUCUAUUGUUUGAGGUCCCUUCCUUGGAGUACUUGUAUGUAGCCAAUGUACAAAUUAAAAUACCAAUUCACUUAGGACAUGCUGUAGGAGGUCUCUCCAUCGAUUGUAUGCGAUCCCUUUCUUGUAGUACACUUGUGUAGCAAAUGUAAAAGCUAAAAUACCAAUACACCUGGGACGUGCUGUUGGAGUGCAAUUUAUUGGUGUAAACAAGUUCAAACUCUAGCAACUCUGACCAAUAAAUUAUUGAUUGUAUGAGGUCCCUCGAUUGGAUCAUGAUCAGUGGUCAGCCUAGUUUCCUUGUCUCACCUUAUGUAUUUGAGACAAGCUACAUUCUUCACAUUAAUCAAUAAGAAUGAAGUGAUUAUUCCCCGCAGGACCCAGAUGUGGAAAUAAUUUGAAAAGCCAUACAUGUAUGUAUGGAACACAAAUUUCCUGCAUUUAUCAUCAAGAAGAUUGAAGUGGUGUGGAAAGAUUUGAAAUAAGUGAUUCAAUUUCUCAAGAAAGUUCCAUAUUCAACAUACAUGUAUAUCUAUAUUGUUCACAAGCAUUUUCUAAUUGUCUUGCACAAAAAAGUGUAAGCUGGUUUAGACAACUUAAUUACCUGGUAAGAAUACCACAUCCCCAGACAGGAUGAGCUCCCUCAAUUACAUUCUGAAAGAUUCUAUCAAUUUAUACCCAUAAGUAUCUGCAAAUAAACCUCAGACACAAAUAAGCCCCUCCCCCCUUUCAUCAUCAGUUGUAGAAUUGUAAGCUAAAUGUGGUUCACAAUUAAUGAGUCCUUCUCAAACUAAAAUAGUAACCCCUUUAGGGACGGGGACUUAUUUGAGAUAUGCAGGCAGUUUUAUUACUGACAGGAGAAGGUCCCUCUCCUGGAGUAAUCAGUUUGAGGUUAGACUCGAAUCUUAUAGAAAUAUUUCCAGGUAAUUUGGUCAUUUAAGUCGGAACCAAUGAAAAUUUUACCUAUUUUUUUAAUAUUCUGUUGCAGUACAUCCGACUGGAAUAUUUUCGAUUGUACAAGUAUGCUUGAUAGAAAUCUGAAUACAUUUAAAACAAUGUCGAGAUACACCUGACUAUUCAUCAUGGUAAAGACAUAUUUUUUUUUUAUAAUGGAGUCUUCUUCAUCAAUAAAUCUACCUGUGUUGCCAUACAA